AUGAGAAGCAUCCUCUUCUUACUAAUCACCCUGUCCCUUUUGCAUUCUGCAAUUUCAAAGUCUAUGCUUCGUUUGAGAAAGGGUGCUUCUAUAUCUGUUGAAGGCAAUACUUUCAUCAUCUCUCCAGAUAAUUCAUUUACCUGUGGCUUUUAUGCCAUGCCCAGAAGCAACGCAUAUUGGUUUUCAAUUUGGUUCACCAAUUCCAAAGACAAAACCGUUGUUUGGACAGCCAACAGGGACAAGCCAGUUAACAGCCAGCGGUCAAAAAUAUCUAUUCAGAGAGACGGAACCAUGGUCUUGACAGAUGUUGAUGGAAGCAUUACAUGGCAAACAGAUAAGCGCGCUGCUGAUGUUUCUGCAGCUGAGCUUCUUAAUACAGGCAACCUCGUUUUGAAGAACCCACAGGGCAAUAUUCUCUGGCAAAGCUUUGACGUUCCUACUGAUACUCUUUUACCUUCUCAAAUAUUGACCAAGGACAUAAGAUUGCUAUCAUCCUUAAGAAAAGGAAGCUUCGAAACAGGUUACUUCAAUUUAUAUUUUGAUAGUGACAAUGUUUUGAUGUUGACCUCUGAUAGCCCUGAAACAUCUAGCAUCUACUGGCCAUAUCCUGGAGUUAAUAUCUAUGAAAAUGGAAGAACCAACUACAAUGCUAGCAGAAGAGCAGUUUUAGAUGAUAUGGGCACGUUUCAAUCAAGUGAUAAUUUUCAAGCCAAUGCUUCUGAUAUAGGAUUUGGAAUAAAACGAAGGUUAACAUUAGAUAAUGAUGGGAAUCUUAGAAUCUAUAGUUUGAUUAAUUCAACAGGGCUAUGGAUGAUAACAUGGCAAGCAAUUUCACAACCUUGUCAAGUACAUGGAGUGUGUGGAAGAUAUGCGAUAUGUGUUUAUGCACUGAAACCCAAGUGUAUAUGUACUCCUGGAUUUGAAGUAAACAAUCCAAGUGACUGGAGUGCUGGUUGCAAGCCUGCAUUCAGAGAAAGCCUCUUGAAUUCGCUGGUAAAAUUUGUGGAGGUUUCCCGAACAGAUUACUUUGGGUUUGAUUUUGAUUUCAAACCAAAUUUUACACUCGAAGCUUGCCGGGAAUUCUGUUCAGGAGAUUCCCGUUGCAAGGCAUUUACCUACAAGACAUGGGGAGCAGGAAGUUGCUAUGUAAAAAGUGAACUUUUCAAUGGCCUUAUGUCUCCAGAUUUUCCUGGAAGUACGUACAUUAAACUUCCCUAUAGACUGCACGUAUCCAAACCAUCAUUUUUUAAUGGUUCCAGCACAAUGUGUGAAUCUCGUGAAGCAGAUAUUCUUGUAGGUUCUCCUUCUAUGUAUGACUUCACAAGAACGACAGUGAGAUGGGUGUAUAUCUACUCAUUUUGCGGGGCCCUUGGGGCAAUUGAACUAAUAUUUAUUGUAGUAGGCUGGUGGUUUCUAUUCAGGAAACAUGGUGUUCCAGCUUCGGUUGAAGCAGGAUAUCGCAUGAUAUCCAGCCAGUUCAAGAGGUUUAGCUACGACGAACUGAAGAAAGGAACCAAUAAUUUCAGGGAAGAGCUAGGCCGAGGAGGCUCUGGCAUCGUUUAUAAGGGUGUUUUGGCAGAUGAUAGGGUGGUGGCAGUGAAGAGACUGGGAGAUGUGUUUCAAGGACAAGACGAGUUCUGGGCAGAGAUCAGAACCAUAGGAAAGAUCAAUCAUAUGAAUCUUGUGAGAAUGUGGGGAUUUUGUUCAGAAGGGAGACAACGACUCUUAGUAUAUGAAUAUGUCGACAACCUGUCACUUGAUAAACAUCUUUUCCACUCAAAUUUUUUGGGAUGGAAACAAAGAUUUGCAGUGGCACUAGGUACAGCUAAAGGUUUGGCCUACCUCCACGAUGAAUGUCUAGAAUGGGUAAUCCAUUGUGAUGUGAAGCCUGAAAAUAUUCUUCUUGAUGGUGAGUUACAACCCAAGAUAGCAGAUUUUGGGCUAGCAAAGCUGUCCCGGAGAGACGGCUCUGGUUCAGAUAUAUCAAAUAUUCGGGGAACAAAAGGAUAUAUGGCUCCAGAGUGGGCACUAAACUGUCCAAUCACUGCAAAAGUCGAUGUCUAUAGCUAUGGGGUUGUAGUCCUGGAGAUGAUAAAGGGAAUUAAGCUCUCGAAUUGGGCUGUGGAUGAUACCGAAGACCGAGAAAUUCCUCUUAAAAGUUUUGUCAGGAUAGCGAAGGAGAAAAUUCAGUGUGGAAACUCCUAUUGGGUAGACAGCAUAGUGGAUCCAAGACUGGAAGGGCGAUUUAGCAGAAAUCAGGCAGCAACAUUGAUUGAAAUAGGGUUAUCUUGCGUGGAGGAAAACAGAAACAAGCGCCCCAUGAUGGCUUCAAUUGUCCAAACUCUCAUGGAAUGUGAAGAUGAAACGGAAAUUUAA
Messenger RNA from Fraxinus pennsylvanica, 2376 nucleotides. The record is from the annotation of a GenBank genome assembly. NCBI's taxonomy places the organism in Eukaryota, Viridiplantae, Streptophyta, Magnoliopsida, Lamiales, Oleaceae.